Molecule: messenger RNA, 903 nt
Organism: Ascochyta rabiei
Lineage: Eukaryota; Fungi; Ascomycota; Dothideomycetes; Pleosporales; Didymellaceae
Product: Ubiquitinyl hydrolase 1
Exons: 3
Coding region: 1-903 (300 amino acids)
Biological process (GO): ubiquitin-dependent protein catabolic process; protein deubiquitination
Cellular component (GO): cytoplasm
Molecular function (GO): cysteine-type deubiquitinase activity
Source: RefSeq, a predicted model, not a curated record
AUGCUGGCCAUGCUUCGUGCUGCCCCACGUACACAUAGUCACAUACAUAAACCUCGAGCUUCCCCGCCCUAUCGCCAGAACGCAUCCCUCUACCUCCUCCUCUUCUUCUUAUACCCUGAUCGCACCGGCUCGAUAGCGUCCACCGUCAUGGCCGAAGACAACCCAGACGUCCCCGUCGGCAAGAAGCGCUUCAUUCCUCUGGAAAGCAACCCAGAGCUCAUGUCCUCACUCGUGCACAAGCUCGGCCUUUCGGAGAAGCUCGCAUUCCAUGACGUCUUCAGCAUUGAUGAGCCCGAACUGCUGGCUUUUGUGCCUCGCCCCGCUCAUGCCCUCCUCCUUGUCUUCCCUGUGAGCGAGACAUACGAGAGGUUUCGUCGCCAGGAAGACAAGGACACGCCUGAAUACGAGGGCCAUGGUGCCGAGGAGGAGGUGGUCUGGUACAAGCAGACAAUCGGAAAUGCUUGCGGCCUGAUCGGCCUGCUUCAUGGCGUGUCCAACGGAGCCGCGCGAGCAAACAUCCACCCCGAUUCGAACUUGGCACACCUCAUCAGAGAUGCUGUCCCGCUGAAACCGGCUGAUCGAGCCGACCUGCUUUACGAGUCCGAGGCCCUCGAGAGCGCCCACCAGAGCGCUGCCGGUGGUGGAGACACCAGUGCUCCAGCAGCAGAAGACAACAUUGACCUCCACUACGUUUGUUUCGUAAAGUCAGGAGACAAUAACCUGUGGGAAUUGGACGGUCGAAGAAAGGGUCCUCUCAAGCGCGGCAAGCUUUCGUCAGACGAGGAUGUACUCAGCGAGACAGCCCUCGACCUAGGUGUACGCAGCUUUCUCAAGCGCGAAUCAGAGGCUGGAGGCGGCGAUCUUCGGUUCAGUCUCAUCACACUCGCCGAGUCACUGGAUUAG